CAUAAUACAGAUGGAAGUCCAGAGAACGGCACUGAAAAUGGUUAAGGAUCUCAGAACAGCUGCCAUCUAAGGACAUGUUGAAAACAAAAAGGAAUAGGGUCCUACUCUCACACAUUUAUGAAGAAUAUGAAGCAAACAGCUGGGUUUCAGAUCAGCCAAGGCAGAAGAGGAGAGGAGUAGAUUGAGAGUGGAGUUGGAUACACAGCACAAAAAGAAGAACGAAGGAAAGGCAGGUAAGAAGUUUCAGCUUUCUGCUUUAUUGAGAGCACGGGGAUUACCAGAUCUAGUCUGAGGUGGAAAAUGGGUCAGCUUGCAAACUAGGAAAAGGAGGAAAACUCUCCAAUCUGGACUACCACAGCAGGUAAAAAGAUCCCAUACUUCCCCAGCUGCCCAUCCAGACAAGUCUGUGGGACCAUGAGGCUGAGAUUAGCUCGUCUGCUUCUUCAGCCACUGUGGGGCUCUAAAGCCUUCUAUAAGCCUCUCCGAUAUGUGAGUAUUGGGCUGCCUAGACCUCAGAAGACCAUCACUGACUUUGAAGCCAUUCUUGAAGGAAAGCAGGCAAUACCAGAGUAUUUUAAUUUUGCCAGUGAUGUGCUAGACAUGUGGACUCAAAUGGAGAAGACUGGAAAAAGGCCCCCAAAUCCUGCUUUCUGGUGGAUCAAUGGACAGGGGGAUGAGGUAAAAUGGAGUUUUGAAGAACUGGGGAUCCAAUCCAGGAAGGCAGCCAAUGUUCUCUCAAGAGUAUGCAACCUGAGGCCAGGAGACCGACUGCUGGUGAUUCUCCCCAGGAUCCCGGAAUGGUGGUUGGUGAAUGUGGCUUGUAUGAGAACAGGGAUUAUUAUCAUCCCUGGAAUCUCUCAGCUAACUAUGAAGGACAUCCAAUACCGGCUACAGGCAUCUGGUGCCAAGGCCAUCGUUACCAUCGACUCCUUAGCACCUCAGGUGGAUGCCAUUAGUGCUGACUGUCCUUCCCUCCGAACAAAGGUGCUUGUCUCUGGAAGUAGUCGACAGGGCUGGCUGAACUUCAGAGAACUAUGCCAAGCUGCCCCUGAAGAGCACAAUUGUGUAAAGACCAAGAGUCAAGACCCAUCGGUCAUCUAUUUCACCAGUGGCACCUCAGGUGCACCUAAGAUGCUAGAACACACUCAAAUCGGCUAUGGAGUAGGCUUUUCUAUCUGUGCACGGAAGUUCAUGGACUUAACAAAUUCUGACAUCUUUUGGAACACAUCUGAUACAGGCUGGGUCAAAACUGCCUGGAGCUCAUACUCUACUUGGAUAACAGGAGCCUGCCUCUUCACCCACGAGCUUCCAAAGACUGACACCAGCCUUAUCCUGAAUACACUCUGCCAAAUGCCAAUUACUGUUUUUUGUUGUGUUCCAACCAUGUUCCAGAUGAUUGUACAGCAGGAUCUGAGCAGGUACAAAUUCAAGAGCCUGCGACACUGUGUAGCAGGAGGAGAGAGCCUUAAUCCCGAUGUAAGAACAAAAUGGAAGAGUCAGACAGGUGUGGAUUUAUAUGAAGGCUAUGGCCAGUCUGAAACUACUUUGAUCUGCGGCAAUCAAAUAGGCAAGAAAAUCAAGCCAGGUUCCAUGGGAAAAGCUUUUCCACCUUAUGAUGUCCAGAUAGUAGAUGAUGAAGGCAACAUCCUCCCUCCAGGAAAAGAGGGUAACAUUGGCAUCAGGAUCAAACCAAAGCUGCCCGUAUGUUUCUUCACAGGCUACUUGAACAAUGCGGAGAAAACAGCCUCUUGCAAACGGGGGGACUUUUACCUCACUGGGGACUGUGCCCAUAUGGAUGAGGAUGGUUACUUCUGGUUCAAAGGAAGAAUGGAUGAUGUGAUCAAUUCUUCAAGUUACCGGAUUGGACCCUUUGAAGUAGAAAGCGCCCUGUCAGAGCAUCCUGCCGUUGCUGAGUCCGCCGCAGUCAGCAGUCCAGACCCCAUCAGGGGGGAGGUGGUAAAAGCUUUUGUAGUUUUGAACUCAAAUUUCAUCAACCAAGACCCAGGGGAACUGACCCGGGAACUGCAAGAUCAUGUCAAAAAGUUGACAGCACCAUACAAGUACCCAAGGAAGGUGGAAUUUGUCCAAGAACUGCCGAAGACAGUCAGCGGGAAGAUUCAAAGGAGCAUAUUAAGAAAGAAAGAGUGGGGGAAUUAAAAUGGAACUGGGGAAUUCUUUAACUGACCUUUCAACAUUUCUGGCUAAGGCCUGGGUUGAUCUUCCUGUAGUUUUUAUAGGAAGAAUGCCUCAGCAUCCUUUGGAAUGGAAAGCCUAUUCAGGAUCAUGAUCUAAGGAAUCAACCUUUUGAUUGUCCUGGGUGUGCAUUGCAUUGAUAUCUAAUAUAAUGGCUAAUAGCUAUAAUAGUUUACAUUUAUAUAGUGUCCUAGCUUUUAUAAAUUGCUUUAGUCACAAUAACCUGAUUUAUGUAGUACAAAGAUGAUUAUUCAUAUUUUACAGAGAAGAAAACAAGUUCUUAAAAACUAAAAUCUAAAAAUGUGAAAAGGCAGUUUUUGGGUGAAGAAAUCAAUGCUAUCUAUAACUACAUGAAAAAAAUGCUCUAAAUCCUUAUGGAUUAGAGAAAUGCAAAUCAAAACAAGUCUGAGAUAUCACCUCAUACCUAUGAGAUUGGUUAAAACAAUAAAAGGUCAAAAUGACAAGUAUUGGAGGGGAUAUAGAAAAUGGGGACACUGAUAUGCUGUUGUAUUAUGAACUGAAUGUCAACUGAUCCAACCAUUUUGAAAAGCAAUUUGGAUUAUGGUCAGAGUUAUAUAACUGCGUAUAUGUUUUGACUCAGCAGUACCACUAUUAGGUUUAUUUCCUAAGGUGAUUAGGGAAAAACAAAAAGAACAUAUAUGUUCUAAAAUAUUUAUAGCAGAUCAAUUUGUGGUAGCAAAGAAAUGGAAAUUAAAACAAUGCCCUACAACUGGAGAAUUGUUAAACAAAUUUUGGCAUAUUAUUGUGAUGGAAUAUUACUGCAUCAUGAGAAAUGAUAAGCAAGUUAACUUUUUAAAAAAUACAUAGAAAGACCUAAAUGAAAUUACGUGAAAAGAGCAAAACCCAGAGAAUGCUAUAUACUGCAAAAGAAAUAUGGCUUGAAGAAUGACAUGUAUAUGUUCAAAUCCAGAGAAAAAACUGAAAAAUAGAAAUAAGCAAGACAUCAUUUUAUGUAUACAUAUAUCUUUUUGUUAAACACCACCUUUUUUAAGGAGAAAGGGGUAAGAGGGAAGAAGUUACCACCACAUUUUAAUGUAACAAAUAAAUAUUUUUAAAUUUUAAAAUAA
Messenger RNA from Monodelphis domestica (gray short-tailed opossum), 3281 nucleotides. Lineage: Eukaryota; Metazoa; Chordata; Mammalia; Didelphimorphia; Didelphidae. The record is from RefSeq and is a predicted model, not a curated record.